CCUGUGCGCAUGCGCGUGAAUCAGGAAACAUGGCGGCGCUCAGUCAGUUAUCAAGUGGAAGCCCUGCAUAUGAGAGCUUCUACAGACAGGUGGAUCCGGGAAACACUGGGAAAGUGGGCGCUGCAGAAGCCGCUCAGUUCUUAAAGAAAUCCGGGCUUUCGGACAGCACAUUGGGUCAGAUCUGGGAUCUGUCAGACCCAGAGAGAAAAGGUUACUUGGAUAAAAAGGGUUUCUUCGCUGCUCUGAGGCUGGUGGCUUCUGCUCAAGGAGGAAGUGAUGUCAGUCUAAACGGUCUAAGCCAGAACAUCUCUGCACCCAUCCCUAAAUUUAGAGAUGCCGGCAGCCCGUCCCUGAACAUCACAACCUCUGCUGCUGAUUCCAGCUGGACAAUAAAGCCAGAAGAUAAAGCCAAGUAUGAUGGGAUAUUUGAGAGUCUGUCUCCGAUUGGUGGGCUGCUGUCAGGUGAUAAAGUGAAACCAGUCCUAAUGAACUCAAACCUGCCUCUCGAUGUGCUUGGAAAGAUUAAGCGGAAGAAGAUCGCAGGCGCUCUUCCGGGAUCCGUUCCUGUUCUUCCCUCUAGUCCGUUCCUCCUAAAGGAGAACCUGCGGCCCACGCCGGUGCUUUCCAAGAGUCCUCUGGGUAGCAGCUCAAAUCUGUCUCCGUCGAACUCAUUCAAGCGCUCCACCCCGACACCACCGCAGCCUCAAACACACACACAGGCAUCCUCUGAUCACUGGGUGGUGCAGGCGGAAGACAGAGAGCAGUACGAGGAGAUCUUUGAACUGGCAGACUCUGAUUUUGAUGGGAUGGUUGGAGGAGGUGAAGUAAAGGAUAUCUUCAUGAACUCUCGGCUGCCUCAGAGUGUGCUGGCACACAUAUGGUCACUGGCGGACACUCAGCAUACGGGCAAGCUCACCAAAGAGCAGUUCUGUCUGGCGAUGCACCUGAUUGAGGAGAAGGUGAAAGGAGUGGAUCUUCCUCAGAGUCUGACCCCUGAGAUGAUACCACCGUCAGAGAGAGGAGCCGCCAGCACUCCGAUUGUCUCUGGAUUCACACCAUCAGUCACAUCUGAGUUGACCCCGUUGACCAGUCUGAGCAGGGACAGCAGCAGUUCUGUUGGGUUGGUUGAGCAUCAAGUCGAUGACAUCAACCAGGAAAUCUCCCAGCUGCAGAGUGAGAAACGCAUAUUGGAGACAGAAAUCAGGCAGAAAGAGGAAGCCCUGCGACAGAGGAACAGUGAAGUGCAGGAGGUGCAGAGAUACCUGGAGGGUGAAAACGUGGGCCUUCAGGAUUUGGAGCACCAGAAACGGGAUGCUCAGGAGCGACUCGGUGAGAUGGAGCAGCGGAGAGCCAAACUGGAGAGCACGCUGGACGAGAACAAGAACAAGUGGCAGGAGGAGAACGCUAAAAUCACAUCGCUGCAGACACAGAUCCUGUCUCAGGAGUCAGACGUACAGACGCAGGAGAAGGCGAUGAGCAGAACGAAGACGGACCUGUACUGUCUGGAACAAGAGGAGCAGCGUUUGGAGGAGAGUCUGCAUGCUGGGAAAGCCAAGCUGGACAGCAUCCUCAAACUGCUGAAGAUAUCGCAGGACGAGAUGGACCAGACACGCAGUGAGCUCCGUGAGAUACAGGAGGUUCAGCGGGAGCUCAAUAAGACCAUCGAGCUCUACAGCAAAGCUCUGAACGACAGCACGACCAGCCUGGCCGACCUUGACCAGCUCAUCGCUGAGGAGAGCUCCACCGCUGACGCCAAGGUCAGGAAUGCCCUCCUCAUGUGCUCCUGUGGGCUGAAGUGCACCUGCUUUUGAGAGACACAGGUGUAUGUGUACGUUGAACUUUAGGCUGAUGAUACACGGGGCAACUUUUUGAGCAAUAUUGUUGGCAUCAACAGGCAACUAGGUGAGACACAGGGCCUACGACUGAUUUAAAGUAUCCAGAUAGAAAUUUGUUACCCAUUCUCA
Sinocyclocheilus grahami is the source of this 1964-nucleotide messenger RNA. RefSeq names its product epidermal growth factor receptor substrate 15-like 1. The coding region runs from base 30 to 1811 and encodes 593 amino acids. Gene Ontology annotation, molecular function: cadherin binding; calcium ion binding. Gene Ontology annotation, biological process: endocytosis; endosomal transport. The record is from RefSeq and is a predicted model, not a curated record. NCBI's taxonomy places the organism in Eukaryota, Metazoa, Chordata, Actinopteri, Cypriniformes, Cyprinidae. The transcript is spliced from 16 exons. Gene Ontology annotation, cellular component: clathrin coat of coated pit; plasma membrane; cytoplasm.